Molecule: messenger RNA, 2929 nt
Organism: Peromyscus leucopus (white-footed mouse)
Lineage: Eukaryota; Metazoa; Chordata; Mammalia; Rodentia; Cricetidae
Gene: Tfcp2
Product: transcription factor CP2
Exons: 15
Coding region: 541-2058 (505 amino acids)
Biological process (GO): positive regulation of transcription by RNA polymerase II
Cellular component (GO): nucleus
Molecular function (GO): DNA-binding transcription activator activity, RNA polymerase II-specific; RNA polymerase II cis-regulatory region sequence-specific DNA binding
Source: RefSeq, a predicted model, not a curated record
AGUCUGCGCCGAACUUUCUCCGUCCAGGCUUCCCGGCGGUCGUGGGGGCUCCGCGGGGCGUGGGGACGGCGCCGCGGGAACCUGGGCGUUGCUCUCCGGGCCGACUCCCGCAGAACCGCUGGCCGGAAGUGAUCUGACUGACCGGAAGCGAGGCCUGAGGGGAAAGUGCGGGUCCCGCCCCCCCGAGGGUGGAGCUUUCGGUGGAAGGGAGCGGAGGGGACGCUCCGAGCAGUUGGCGUGCAGCGCGUCUCGGCGGAGAGGCGGAGUGGAGGGCGCGCGCGGAGCGGCUCGGGGAGCUCGGCAGCCCCGGGGCUGAGCUCUGGCAAGUCCGGAGGAGUUGAGACCCGGGGGGCGCCUCACGCUCCCGAGAGCCGAACCGGAGGGGGUUUUGCCGCCGGGGCACCCGAGGAGCAGCCGGGGUGCAGCCUGCAGCUCAGGCUUGGGGUUCUGGUGCGGCGCGCCAGGGACCCGGCUCCGGCGGCGCCCCUGCCGGGUAGAGUUACGCUCCGUGCCUUUGUCCAGGGCGAGGAAGGAGCCGGGAUGGCCUGGGCUCUGAAGCUGCCGCUGGCGGAUGAAGUGAUUGAGUCGGGGCUGGUGCAGGACUUUGAUGCGAGCCUGUCCGGCAUCGGCCAGGAACUGGGUGCUGGUGCUUAUAGCAUGAGUGAUGUCCUUGCGUUGCCCAUUUUUAAGCAAGAAGAGUCAAGUUUGCCUCUCGACAACGAGAAUGAAAUCCUGCCUUUUCAGUAUGUGCUGUGCGCGGCCACCUCUCCAGCGGUGAAACUCCACGAUGAAACCCUGACCUAUCUCAACCAAGGACAGUCUUAUGAAAUCCGAAUGUUAGACAAUAGGAAACUUGGAGAACUUCCAGAAAUCAAUGGCAAGUUGGUGAAGAGCAUAUUCCGGGUGGUGUUCCACGACAGACGCCUGCAGUACACCGAGCACCAGCAACUGGAAGGCUGGAGGUGGAACCGGCCCGGGGACAGGAUUCUUGACAUAGAUAUCCCAAUGUCUGUGGGUAUAAUUGAUCCCAGGGCCAAUCCUACCCAGCUAAAUACAGUGGAGUUCCUGUGGGACCCAGCAAAGAGGACAUCUGUGUUUAUUCAGGUGCACUGCAUUAGCACGGAGUUCACGAUGAGGAAGCAUGGCGGAGAGAAGGGGGUGCCUUUCCGAGUACAAAUUGAUACCUUCAAGGAGAACGAGAAUGGGGAGUACACUGAGCACUUGCACUCUGCCAGCUGCCAGAUCAAAGUCUUCAAGCCUAAAGGUGCCGACAGAAAACAAAAAACAGACAGAGAGAAAAUGGAGAAACGAACACCCCAUGAAAAAGAGAAAUACCAACCUUCCUAUGAGACAACCAUUCUCACAGAGUGUUCCCCAUGGCCUGAGAUCACCUAUGUCAACAAUUCCCCAUCGCCUGGCUUCAACAGUUCCCAUAGCAGUUUCUUUCUUGGGGAAGGAAAUGGCUCUCCAAACCAUCAGCCAGAGCCACCCCCUCCAGUCACUGACAACCUCUUGCCCACGACCACGCCUCAGGAAGCCCAGCAGUGGUUGCAUCGAAACCGGUUUUCCACAUUCACAAGGCUCUUCACCAACUUCUCAGGGGCAGAUUUGCUGAAACUAACUAGAGAUGAUGUGAUCCAAAUCUGCGGCCCUGCAGAUGGGAUCAGACUUUUCAAUGCAUUAAAAGGCCGGAUGGUGCGUCCAAGGCUAACCAUUUAUGUCUGUCAGGAAUCGUUACAGUUGAGGGAGCAGCAGCAGCAGCAGCAGCCGCAGCCACAGCCACAGCAGAAGCAGGAAGACGGAGAUUCGGAUGGUACUUUCUUCGUAUACCACGCUAUCUAUCUCGAAGAACUGACAGCUGCUGAAUUAACAGAAAAAAUUGCUCAGCUUUUCAGCAUUUCUCCUCACCAGAUCAGCCAGAUUUACAAGCAAGGGCCAACAGGAAUCCAUGUGCUCAUCAGUGAUGAGAUGAUACAGAACUUCCAGGAAGAAGCCUGUUUUAUUCUGGACACAAUGAAAGCAGAAGGCAGUGAUGGCUAUCACGUCAUUCUGAAGUAGGAGGAGCCUUCCACACUUGCUGGCUGCUGCUUCCUUCCGCUUGAUGGCUGCCCUUGAAGGGGUCAUGACUGGAGACUGAAGGUCUUCUGGAACCCGGCUAUGUGAAUGUUGGAGGGGGCGUGAUGGACGACCAGGCCCUGGAGUGGAAUCCCAGCCCCUGUAUUGGCCCAAGCUGUGUGGCACCCUCAGAUCCUGCCAGACACGGAGUUCAGCCGCAGUCUGAAGUCUGAAGCUCAGUGCUGGCCCCUGUUGGAGACCAGUGUGAACUCCCAUCGCUAGGGAGUGCAGAGGGCAGAGCGUCAGCGGAGUGGUGGGACGUUAAUCCUGUGACAGAGAGCUCUUGCCGGUGUCCUUUCUUUUGGUUUGGUUUUUGUUUUUGUUUUUGUUUUUCCAUUUUGUUUUGUUUUUUGAAACAGGGUUUCUCUGUGUAGCCCGGGUUGUCCUGGAACUCUCUCUGUAGACCAGGCUGGCCUUGAACUCACAGAGAUCCGCCUGCCUCUGCCACCGAGUGCUGGCAUGCAUCACCACCCCCUGCCAUUUUUCUAAUGUGAAAGUGAGCGUCUGUAUCCAUAAGACAGUGUCAUCAGGCUCGUUUGUCUCAAGCAUGUGGUCACCUCUGCUUUGUUCUUUUUUUUUUUUUUUUUGACAACUUCUUCAUGAGAAAUACAGAUUUUUUUUUGUUGUUUUGAGAUGGGGUUUUAUGUUCCUGCCUCUACCUCCCAAGUGCUGUGGUUAUAGGCAUUCGCCACCUUGCCUGUUUCUACAGGACUGGACUUGAACCCGGAGCCUCACGUGUGCUAGGCAAGCUCCCCCCAGCUGACCUCCAGCAGGCCCUUCCCUUUUCUGUUAAGACAGCGUCUCGGGAUCUUAU